CGUAAUAUUAGUAAGUGAGGGCGUGACACUGAAAUACACGGGAUCAGUGGCGUGGCUUGCUGAGUGUUGAUAGUCCUGUUUUAGUGAUGAGUGGUGGUGGUAUGCCCUGGAGAGCGAACUGUGUUGGUUUGGUAUAUGGUUAUCUGUGUGUCAUAAAUGUCAAUCGUAUUUAGAUCACCAAUGAAAAAGAAAGAGAGAGGGAGAGGGUAUGGCAGACGUGACAAUCAAACCAAUGUUAACUAUUUAACUUUAUAACGUAACACUGAUGAUUUCGGUUGCCCUAAUGCAUUCUGUGCAUGUUUCUCUUUCUCUGUGAAAUUGUUCUUGGAAAAUCUUAGAAAUUUUAUUUAUAAAUCAGUAAAUAGUGUUGGAAAAAAUUGUUUUGAUAUCAGUGGUUCUCAACCCCGGGGGGGUGGUGUCCUCCGUCCCCCGCCCCCAUGGCGGGGCGCGGACACUCUCGGGAGGAGGCGCGAGCAGAGGGGGGGUGUGGGACAAAUUGUAAAAGGUUGAGAACCCCUGUUUUAGAACAUUUCCAUAAAAUCUUGAAAAGAUCACACCUUUCAUUGGAGGAAGGUGUCUAGAGGAAUACAGCACCACUGACCAGGUUAUUAUGAGGUUGCCAUUGUAGCCUUUUGAUGGGUGUAAUUAAUAAAAAAAAUAAAAAAAAAACAAUGGAAACAUGAACCCUUGAGCAUUACAGGUUAAAUCAAGGAUUAUCUCUGGAAGGAAAAUAAGUAUGGAAAACAGGUAGGUAAAAAUGCAGAACACUGCCUUCAUCCCUUUCAUCUAUAUCUUCCUAUACCCAACAAGCUUGGGGACCUGGUGGGAAAAACUGGAUUUUUGUGUGGGGGAGGCCAAAAUAGGUGAGAUAUGGCAACCCAGAAAAAAUAAGAACAAAACCUGCCACUUUUGGAAAUUUCAGUAAAUUUGGACAUUCAUGAAAAAGGUCUGAUACGCCAUGUUUUAACAAGUGGGGAAAUUUCUAGCCUUACUUAUCUUUACUUUACCUAACCUAACCAGAGGGGCAAAGCCUCUCCUAGAACCCAUCCAAAUGACACUAAUCUAACCUAACUACCCAUAUAUGAAUUACUUCCUGAGGUGCAUAGGAAGCAUUCCAGAGCUCAGUCUGUGAAAGGAGUCAUACGGUGCACAUAAUUUGUGGACUUAGGUUCUGGGAGGUACCCUUGAUUUCAAUACAAAUUUAUGAGUUAACUGAAAGAGGGGCAUUGUCUAAAACUUUUACAGACAUACACUACAGUAAGUAUACUCUCUUAUUAUAUAAGUCUUUUACAGAUUGCUAAAAAGGCUGUGUUCUGCAUAUUUACAAACAGGUAUUACUGGACUUGUGAGACAGGUAUCCAGGAGGGAUUUUGCAGCAUGCAAAAUAAAGAUGAUGGGCUUCUUGACCUUCAGUUGAUGUGGACGAGUCAUGUGGAAGUCCUGCUUCAGGUCAUGCAAGCUCUGCGGCACAAGGAAGUCUUUGCAGAUGCCACACUAAUAUGUGGCAACAAACGCUUUGAAGUGCACCAGUUCGUCCUGAGCACCUGUAGCUUAUACUUAGAAACACUCUUCAGAAUCAGCCCUGGCGACCACCCCGUGUUAAUGUUUCCUGAUGCAUCACCCACAGCAAUGGAACAACUGCUGGACUUUAUGUACUUAGGACAAACUGAUCUGACUUCAGCAGAGCUUGAUCAGCUUCUUGACCUUGCUGAAGAUCUGAGAAUUAUAGGAUUGAUGCACAGCAGCAGCAAGUCACAUAAUCAGAGCCAAACCACAAUAAAUCAGGAAGUCAAGAAAGAGAAAGCAGUUGUUAAUAAGAAUAAAAGUGCGACUAGUGUUAAUAAAAGCAGAAGUGCAGCUGCUGCCAAAAAAACACCAAAGAGAGUCACAAAGAUAAAGAGCCAGACCUCUUCAGUAAACCAAAAAGUCAUAAAGGAUCAUGCACUUGCCAGCAAGGAUCAAGGCAAAGCUAGUGUUGAUAGGAGCAAAGGUGCACCUACUGGGGGAAAAAGACCAAAGAAGACCACAGAGAAAAAGAUUCUGCAAGACAAUGAAAAGAAUACUUCAAUGAAAUCCAUCAGUGCUAAGGAGUCAGAGAAAAAUAAAGAGGAACAAAUCCUUCAUGUCUGCAAAAUUUGUCAACAAGAAUUUAAAACUGCAGGACUCCACAAAGACCACAUGAAGCUUCAUUAUGAAAAAUGUUUACUUUCUUGUCCAGAAUGUCCAUUCAAAGCACUUAGUUCAGCAGUAAUGAAUCAACAUAUAAACAAGCAUUCCAUGGGAAAGCCAUACAUUUGCCCUCAUUGUCAGUUACGGCAUCCACUCAUAGAGCUUCAUAUCGCACAUCAGAAAAGAAAUCAUCCCAAAAUGGAAGUUGUUGUGAACAAGUCACCAGUACUAAAGCUAGAAGAAAAUAUGGAUACAGGACAUGAACCUAGAAAUGACCACUCUGUAAAACAUAUAAAUCAGUCGUCAUGGUCUCAUGUAUCUUUAGCAUCACUUCUUGGACCUGUCCAGCAAACAGUCUCUCUAUCUUCCAAUGGCCUAAAUUAUGACAGUUCUGUGCUUAGUCAUGCUGAAGUCCACUAUGAGAGACAGGAUUCUGUAGUAAAAACUGAAAUGCCACUACAGGCAGAGCCUGUGGCAAAGACUGAAAUGCCACUACAUGCAGAGCCUGUGGCAACGACCAAAAUGCCACUACAGGCAGAGCCUGCUUCAGAGAAUGAAAUGCCACUACAAACAGAGCCUGUCUCAAAGAAUGAAAUGUCACUACAGGCAGAGCCUGUGGUAAAGACUGAAAUGCCACUACAGGCAGACCCUGUCUCAAAGAAUGAAGUGUCACUACAAGCAGAGCCUGUGGCAAAGAUUGAAGUGCCACCACAAGCAGAGCCUAUCUCAAAGAAUAAAAUGUCACUACAGGCAGAGCCUGUGGCAAAGACUGGAGUGUCACUACAGGCAGAGCCUGUGGCAAAGAUGGAAAUGCAACUAAAGGCAGAACCUGUGGCAAAAAUUGAAAUGCCACAACAGGUGGAGCCUUUGGCAAAAACUGAAAUGUCACUGCAGACUGAAAUGUUACUGCAACCACCAAAAAAGACAAGCUCAGAGUUGUCAACUUUGCGAUCUACAGAUUCUUUUACUCUUUCUACAAGUCCUUCAGUAUCAUCAACUAGCAUCACAAAAGGUGGCAGAAAGCGCAAGUUCUCAGCUUUAGGUGGAAAAGUGGGUAGUAAACAUCCUUGUUCAAGGAUGUCUGCAUUUAGUUCUCACUAUCCAGACACCAUUAUACGCAGGAAGAGUCCAAGACUUAAUAGGGAAAAGUCAUGAUCAACACAAAAAACAUAGUAAUUAGUUUUUAUUUAUUUUUUAUUAUUUUUUUUAUUAUUUAUUUUUAUUUAUUUUUAUUUUUAUUUAUUUAUUUUUUUUUUUUUAUUUAUUUAUUUUUUCUCUUGUUCAACCCUGAGUGUUCAUGGUUAUAGGAUCUUUUUUUUCCACCAGUGAACUUUUGUAAUACUACAUUAAUGCAUCAACAUUAGGAUCUCUCUCUCUCUCUCUCUCUCUCUCUCUCUCUCUCUCUCUCUCUCUCUCUCUCUCUCUCUCUCUCUCUCUCUCUCUCUCUCUCUCUCUCUCUCUCUCUCUCUCUCUCUCUCUCUCUCUCUCUCUCUCUCUCUCUCUCUCUCUCUCUCUCUCUCUCUCUCUCUCUCCAAACACUAAGUGCCUCAAUAUUUCUCAGCUCUUACUGAGAGUUGCUGAUGAAGUUUCUUUAGUCAUGAUAUGCUACAUAAGCUGUUUCACAGACAGGAUGUGAAUACUUUUCUUUUUACAAACAAAUCUUCACUGAAUCACAACAGAUAUGUUUGGUAGUAGGAGAGAAGUAGAAUAGCAACUCCUUAAAGCUUACAAGGAAAGUACCACAAUGGCUGUGGAUACCGAUUGAUUCUGGCAUGUGGAAGAUAGACAGAAUAUGUAGAUUAUGUUGGAACAUCCUUUUAUUGGUGGUGAUGUGAGAUCCUUGGACUCCACCAUGUGCCUUGAAUACCUCAUGUAAGGCAUACUCCUUAUGGAAAAGUGUGAAGUCUAUCAGAUGAGUAACAAGAUAAAAGAGAACAUUUUCUGUAUCUAAAAGUUCAUGAUUCUUAAAAGUUUCUUAUUAUGAAUCUUGUUCACUUGCCACUUUUGCAGUCAUUAUCUUCAAAUAUCACAAACUGAAAUCACUGAUAACUGCCAUAUUUUGACAAGAAGGCAUCUAAGAGCAAUGUAGUGCAAUGCUUCAAAUGUGUUGUUGGAUUAUGACAUAAUAAUUGGUCCAUUUGCUUAUACAGCAGCAAUGUAGACCAAGUGAUUCCAGAAUUCAUGAGGUGGUCAUCUGGGCAGACCACAUGUGAUGUGGAUGUGCAACAUAGACUGGAGUGAGAUGGUUUGUUUGUAAGUUGCCAAAGCAUGUAGAGCAGUAAGUCAUCUUUUUAACUUGUCUUCUUGAGUGACUUUUUUUUUCUGUGAAAGUGAAUGAGGCAUGGUAGUAGUUCUAGAAAUGUGCAAAAAGGAGCUCUCAUUUCAUAAUUAGAAAAAAAAAUAAAUAAUGCUGGCCUUUGAAGAACAGAUUUAUUCACUUUGCAUGAACAUAACCCCAGCUGCAGUGACAUCUGGAGUGGCUGUAAUUGGCUUAUUUUCUUUCCCAGCAUUAGUCUAAGAUAACAGCCAAAACUUGGAAGGAAUUGCAUAUAUGGGUGAUUUACCAAAGUGGCAUACUUGUGGUGAUGAGAGAGAAAUUUAUAUGUAAUUUAACUCUGUAAUUCAUGAACUUAAUAGACUACCAUCUAGAAUAAGUAAUCCUUAAUUUUACAACCUCACUAUCAGAACAUUCCUCAUCCACUCCUAAGUGCAGAAAUGGAUUCUUGCAUCACUAAGAUAAAAGCAAAUAUUGUUUCCACUGGUUCACAAUAUACUUGCAUCACCUUACUCUACACAGGGUAAAAAUCACAAAGGCUAAAUGAAGGCUACAGAACAGUUGAGGAACUAGCUAGUAGCUGGCUUGAUUUUGUAACUCCAAAUUCAUCUAGCCUUAAACAACCAUCUUUUUACUCCAGCACACACACUGCAUCUUUGCUGUAAUAUGAUAUUUUUAUCAUGAAUCAAACUUAAUGCCUCAUUUAUCUACACCAGUGUUUCUGUUUUUAUUAGUAGCUAUAGACCUGUGUUAAGAAUUGGCAGAAUAUUCAAAAAGGAAAAUUUCUUUCCAUUAUUUUGUUUGAAAAGAUAUGCAGAUAUUAAACAUAAGAAGUAAUAUUUUAAGUUACUUUUUAUAUUAAUUUUGUUGUUUUGUUUAUUGAAACUUGUGUAAAAAGAUCAUCGGGAAAAUGAAAAUUAAUGAUCAUACUCUUUAAUUAUUUACUUUAUUAUGAAUACUGUAAGCAGAUAUACUCAGGAUAACAUUUGGAUGUUAAUUUUUGCAGUUUAUUUGCAAGAUGUAUGCAUAGAGAUGCAAUCAUUAAUUGUAUGUACAAGAUUCCAUAUAAUUUUCAUAGUUUAGAAAAAUGUCUUAAUUGAGUUGACAAGCCUGCUAAAUUUCACAAAGCUGUGUGUGUGUGUGUGUGUGUGUGUGUGUGUGUGUGUGUGUGUGUGUGUGUGUGUGUGUGUGUGUGUGUGUGUGUGUGUGUGUGCGCAUGGAUACUGCAUGUGUGCUAUAAUGUACAGCUAUUAGCUUUUCUAAAAUUUUUGUAAAGCUUAAAGCAUUACAGAGCUUAAAAUCUGUGAUAGCAUGAGUGGAUGAAGUAUUAGAUAUUUGCCCAAUACACAGUGGAUUCACAUUUGCACAAUGUGCCCCAACUGAACUGAAUCAUAGUUUACAAUUACUUUAUUGGAAUGUAAUUCCUUUAUACAUAGUUCAAAGGCAGGAGUACUUUGCUCAGCAUAAAGUACAGUGUGCACAAAAUUUGCUGAGCAAAAUUAAUUUAAGAACCUAAUGGUGGUUUUGGGUGAGGGUCAAGUGUAUGCACACACACACACACACACACACACACACACACACACACACACACACACACACACACACACACACACACACACACACACACACACACACACACACACACACACUAGAUCUCAUGACAGAACUACUCAGUGAUAUGAAUAAUACAAUAAUUUUCUUUAUUUUAGGAUUUAAUGAAGAUGUAUGGAGGUUAAGCAAAGUACUUGAGAUUCCCUUUGUGGCAUUUGAUGAAGUUCUUUAACAUGUUGUAAUGUGAUAUGAGGUAUCUUUGAUAAGUUGCUUUAGGAUUUCAAUUUUCAAUCGAAAACUCAUUUUCCUUUGAUUCAUGUAUGAAGAGUUUGUGUUACCCAUAAAGAAUAUUUGUAUAUGUUGCAAUUUUGUCAAAAUAAGCUAUAUAUAUAUAUAUAUAUAUAUAUAUAUAUAUAUAUAUAUAUAUAUAUAUAUAUAUAUAUAUAUAUAUAUAUAUAUAUAUAUAUAUUACAUUCCUUAUUUUUAGAGAUUUUUCUAUCCUAAAACAGGUACAAAUAAUUAAUUUUUCAUAUUAAAUGUGUAGAAAAUAAGUAUCAUAGCAUUAUAAGAGUUACAAGAUGGAAACUGGGAUGUUGCUCAGGAAUGUACUACAUCUCUCAUUUAAUAUCUCACUAGUUGUCCCAAAUGUCAUGCAGAAAUAUAUCUUUAUGCUGUAUCCAGGCUUACACACCACUUAUUAUAAGAUAUUCAUGGUAUUAAAGUAAUAAAAGCCUAAAUGCUAAGAUAUCAGGGAAUGCCUGGGAAUAUGAAUAUUAUGUAUGAAGAUGCCUUUUCUCAACAUGCACCUUUCAGAGAGGAUUUAUGCGUGGCAUGUAGGUAGAUAUAAAUAAAGCAUGAUUUUUAAAGUAAA
This is a messenger RNA of Scylla paramamosain (green mud crab), 6866 nucleotides long. RefSeq names its product zinc finger and BTB domain-containing protein 24-like. Lineage: Eukaryota; Metazoa; Arthropoda; Malacostraca; Decapoda; Portunidae. Gene Ontology annotation, biological process: regulation of transcription by RNA polymerase II. Gene Ontology annotation, molecular function: protein binding; DNA-binding transcription factor activity, RNA polymerase II-specific. Gene Ontology annotation, cellular component: nucleus. The record is from RefSeq and is a predicted model, not a curated record. Bases 1378 to 3324 code for a protein of 648 amino acids. The transcript has 6 exons.